UUUCCAAAGAAAAACAGCAGAGAGAGAGAGAGGAGGACAGGAGGCAGAGCAAUGGCAGUAAAGGAAUGAUGAUGGAAAGUCAUCCUCUUCCUUAGCUGUUCCUUUCUUUUUCUAUACUUUUCUUCUGCUUUCUUCAAUCUUGCCUUUUCGUUGCUGCUCAGUGCCCACAACAAUCUCGUCUCGUGGUAAUUAUCAUACCUCACGUUUUGCGCUCCCACCUCUUCUCUCAUCCAGGACGCUUUUAAAUUCUCUAAUUUUUCUCUGAGACGUCAAGGAUCCCCUUCGUUUUUUCCGAGAUGAUUCAGCUUCUGUUUACGAUCAUAUUCUCCGAGAUGGCUCUGAUUCUUCUCUUCUUGUUCAAAACCCCUCUAAGAAAACUUGUGAUAAUGGGUUUGGAUCGCGUGAAGCGGGGACGGGGCCCUGUGAUGGUUAAGACCGUCGCUGGGACUGUGUUUGUGGUCUUGCUUUCAAGUGUGUACAGUAUGAUGAAGAUCCAGAAACGUUCGAUGGAUGCCGCCGUUGUCGUUAAUCCCACGGAUCAGGUUCUCAUGGCGAAGCACCUUCUUGAAGCGUCUCUCAUGGGAUUCUCUCUUUUCCUUGCACUGAUGAUAGACAGACUACACCAUUAUAUCAGAGAACUCCGCUUGCUAAGAAAGGGCAUGGAAGCCAUAAAGAAACAAAACCGAGGAUUUGAAGAUGGGAAAAAUGGGGUUGCAGAGGAGACCAAAGCUUUAGAAGAAGAGAUGGCCAACUUGAGGGGAAAAGUUAAACAACUGGAAUCUGAAUGCGAGGUACAGACAAAGGAGUUGAAGACAGCAGAAGCCAAUACAGUGGCUCUGAGAAAGCAGUCAGAAGGGAUCCUUCUUGAGUAUGAUCGCUUGAUGGAGGACAACCAAAACCUUCGGAACCAGUUGCAGUCAAUUGACCGUAGGCUGUCACGUUCUGACAGCAAGAAGAACACUUGACGAACCAAAUACCAGGUGUCAAACAAUCCCACCCUUUUGCUUUUUAUUUUUGUCAUUUGAUAUCUGUAUUUGGUCUAUUGAUUAGAGCGACCAUUGUAACCGUGAUGUGAAACCUAAAGGACUGAAAGAGUUGAAAACAGGCAAAUGAUUCUCUACUUUGUAUAAUUGCAGUUUAGGUAAUACAGUGUGCUUUAACAA
Molecule: messenger RNA, 1163 nt
Organism: Nelumbo nucifera (sacred lotus)
Lineage: Eukaryota; Viridiplantae; Streptophyta; Magnoliopsida; Proteales; Nelumbonaceae
Biological process (GO): endoplasmic reticulum to Golgi vesicle-mediated transport; intracellular protein transport
Cellular component (GO): endoplasmic reticulum; endoplasmic reticulum membrane
Source: RefSeq, a predicted model, not a curated record